UGUUAAAUAAGGCAAGAAACUUUGUGGCUAGACCUGUACUCUGUAUUCCUGGCAAUCUCAGGCAAAAUAUCUGCUACAAAUAUCCGAAGACAGUUGCAAUGGAAAAGAGAAUUUUGUGGGUUGCUUUUCUUGCGCUUUACUUCUCAUGGACGGUUGCAAAUGCCAGGAAAAUUGUAAUCUUUGAGCAUUCUGGGCCACUGAUGAUAACACAAGAAAUUUCUGAUGUGGGAGAUAGUAUCUUAGUUAGGGAGGAUUUGCAUGGAGUAGUUUUGAGCGAAGAUGUGCAAGAACUACUGCCCAGGAUUGCGAUUUUAAAAGAGAGACUUGCUGAAGGUCUGUUGAAAAUGUCACUACUUGCACCCUACAUAUCUGGAUUCCCUUUGAGGGAUACAAUUUCUAGAAGUGGUGAAACUCUUGCCUUCCAGAGGGCUCCAUCUCAAUUAGUUUGUAAUGCAUGCGUAGAGCUUUCCAAGCAAGCUGAACAAGUCUUAUCAGACCCAGAGACAUUGGAGAAUAUUGAGGAACUUGCCAGAAGCAUAUGCACAGCACUGCCAUCCAAUUUUAGUGCACAGUGUGAUGAAAUGUCAAAGACGUAUAUAGAAGAGACAAUUGCAAUGUUGCAAGAUUAUCUUAGCAAAGACAAGCUUUGCAUUAGUACAGGACUUUGUACUGGAGACGGCAACAUUGAUUCAGGUAUAAAAGUAAGCAGAAACGACGAGAUUUCGCCAUUUGAUGUAGGUGACAAUACCACUUGUGCAGUUUGUGAACAAUUUAUAGAAGAGACAAUUAAUUAUGCCAACGAGAAUAAAACUCAAUCAGAGGUCAUUUCUUUGUUGCACCAGACAUGUUCAAAGCUGAAAAUUUUCAGUACUGAGUGUGAUUCACUGGUUGACUACUAUGCUUCACUUCUUUUUAUGGAGAUUGGAACUGUUAAUGCAAAAGAGUUUUGUCAAAAGAUGAGUUUUUGUGGGGGUUCAGCUUCUCUUUUUCUGAAGGAACAGCAGAACUGUGAUCUUUGCCGAGCUGCAAUUUCUGAAAUUAAGUCAGAGUUAGAAGACCCUGAAACCAAGAUGAAAGUGAUUGAGAUAAUGCUUGACAGUUGCAAACGGGUGCCAGCUUAUGCAAAAGAAUGUAAGAAACUUGUCUUUGAAUAUGGGCCUAUCAUCUUGACAAACAUGGAGAAAUAUCUAGAUUCAAAUGACAUAUGUUCUGAAAUUCAUGUUUGUGAACCUCUUGCUGGGAAGGUCGAAAGCAAUAUGGAAUUCAGUUCAUUUCCAGUCAUUGAGUUGCCAUCAUCGGAUUUUUCCAACAAUGCAAAUUCAAAGUAAAUUGAGCUUUUGAAAUGUUGCAUUACACCACACAUGUAGGUCUAGAGAGUGCAUGGGAAUAUUGUUCUAUGAUGAAGACAAUAUGUACUUAUAUAUGGUAUUUCAGAGGUUCACUAGAUGAUAUAUUUUCCCUUAGAAUCUUUAAGUUAUCGAUAGCAAGAAGUGUACAAAUUGCUGAACAUUGGAUGUUGGGUGUGGGAGGACAAAGAUUAAAUUGUUUGUGUUUGUAAAGUCAUCUGUAUUAUGGUGUUCUUGUGAAAUUAUGGACAUAUAUGUGUUGAUUGGCUAAGAACUUUGGAUAUUUGAUGUCUUUUUCUUUCAAUUGUAUCAGCUACAUGGCAUAACAAUGGGAAUUGGAAUGGUACAUAUUACCCGAUUCCUGAUUCGAAGUAAUGAAUUGAUUGUUCAUGAA
Messenger RNA from Cryptomeria japonica (Japanese cedar), 1740 nucleotides. RefSeq lists its product as uncharacterized. Lineage: Eukaryota; Viridiplantae; Streptophyta; Pinopsida; Cupressales; Cupressaceae. The transcript is spliced from 9 exons. The record is from RefSeq and is a predicted model, not a curated record. Gene Ontology annotation, biological process: lipid metabolic process. Bases 99 to 1328 code for a protein of 409 amino acids.